This is a messenger RNA of Alligator mississippiensis (American alligator), 1641 nucleotides long. RefSeq names its product perilipin-3-like. The coding region runs from base 1 to 1215 and encodes 404 amino acids. Gene Ontology annotation, biological process: positive regulation of triglyceride storage; lipid storage. The transcript is spliced from 7 exons. The record is from RefSeq and is a predicted model, not a curated record. Gene Ontology annotation, cellular component: cytosol; lipid droplet. Lineage: Eukaryota; Metazoa; Chordata; Crocodylia; Alligatoridae.
AUGGUGUCUGUGGUGGAGGGAGAAGAGCAAGGCAAGAAACUUGUUGGGGAGAGCUGUCUGUCACCCCUUCCCCGCCCUAGGCAGACAUCAUCACAGGUACAUAAGGUCCCAGCUGGGGCUGGUGUUUGUGCUGUUGUGUGGAGAGCAAGUGAGGAAAGUGACCCCCAAGCUGCCAUCCCUGAGCCCCAGGUGCAGGAGCAGCAGGUGCCUGCAGAGACCAAAGAUCUAGUGGCUACUGCAGUUGAGGAGACCAAGGAUGCUGUCUGCAGCACAGUCACUGGGGCCAAGGCUGCAGUGUCCAGCAUGGUGGACGUGGCCAAAGGGGCUCCCCAGGAGGGCGUGGAGAUGACGAGAUCUGCAGUGAGCAGCAGCAUGGAUGCUGUAAUAGGCUCAUCCCUGGGCCAGGAGGUUGCAAGUGGCCUGGAUGUGGUGCUGGGGAAGUCAGAGCAGUGGGUGGACCACUACCUCCCCGUGGCAGAUGAAGAGCUGGCUGCACUUGCCACCUCUGUGCAAGGGGCAGAGGUGGCUCCACUGGAGCAGCAGAAGCAGCAGCAGAGCUACUAUGUGCGCUUGGGCUCCCUCUCCACAAGCCUGCAGCAGCGAGCCUACCAGCACUCCCUGGGCAAGAUGAGGCGUGCCAGGCAGAGUGCCCUGGAGGCCCUGGUCCAGCUGCAGCAAGUUGUGGAUGUGAUUGGCUCUGCCAAGCAGGCUGGGGAUCAGACAGUGCACAACAGCCAGGAGAAGCUGAAGCGGCUGUGGUUGGAGUGGCGCCAGGGCCAGCCAGGAAGCCAUGAAGGGGACAGCACCCCACAGCCUGAGGAAAUGGGCUCCCAGGCUCUGUCCACUGCCCAGACCCUCCUCCAGCAUGUGCAUGAUGCCUGCCAGAGCCUGGUGCCCAGCAUCCAGGGGCUGCCAACCAGUGUGCAGGAGCAGGUCCAGCAAGGCUGCCGGCACCUGGGGGAGCUCCAGGCUGCCUUCUCCAGUGCCCCGUCCUUCCAGGAGCUGUCUGAGGGGCUCCUGAGCCAGAGCAGGGAGAAAGUGGCCAAGGCCCGGGAGUGCCUGGAUGAUCUGCUGGAGUAUGUGGCUAGGAACAUCCCUCUUACCUGGGUUGUGGGGCCCUUUGCUCCUGCUGCAGCCCCUGCAGAGCAGGUGGAGGAGCCUGUUGCAGAGGGGAAAGUGGAGGAACCUGCAGGGGAAGGGAAGGUGGAGCUCUGAAGUGGUGAACCCUCCCCACCAUGGGCAAUUCCUAUGGAAGGAGAACCCAGUCUUUGUUGAGGGAUUUCUUUGUGUGUCUUCAUUCAGACAGUGAAGGUGGGGUGGGCCUCUGUCUGUCUGAUUGGGGUAAGGAUCUGCACAAUAACCUGCUAGCUUGCCUGGGUUCCCCAGAACAGGCUUUCUUUCCCUUCCCCUCAACUUAGUUGGCCUGUUGGUGUGUUACUAAUUCAAAGCUUCUCCAGUCCUAAAGAACAUGCCUUCUGGUGUGACUGCUGUUGGCUUUGUGCCGAUCUAAUCUGGUGUUUGCAGCCUGUUUCCAGUGUGUGCCACCCAGGUUGCAGGGAAAAGAGGUAUCCUUCUUGUAUUGGCUCUUGUACUUGGCAGAAUUGCUGCAGCCACUUGAAUAAACACUGCAUUGAAAAAACA